Exserohilum turcica Et28A is the source of this 1067-nucleotide messenger RNA. RefSeq lists its product as uncharacterized. Gene Ontology annotation, cellular component: cytoplasm. The coding region runs from base 57 to 1067 and encodes 336 amino acids. NCBI's taxonomy places the organism in Eukaryota, Fungi, Ascomycota, Dothideomycetes, Pleosporales, Pleosporaceae. The record is from RefSeq and is a predicted model, not a curated record. Gene Ontology annotation, biological process: protein import into nucleus. The transcript is spliced from 2 exons.
GCAUUAAGAGGGACCUCUGCCACGCCCAUUGCUCUCCACGCACAUACACACGCGCCAUGUCGUCCCACGUACCUCCACAGACCAUCUCGAUCAAGCGUAAACGCACCGAAGCCCCCGUCGACUCACUACGGAUAGAUCACGAAGUCAAACAAGUCCAAUUCUUCUUCCGGCGCCUCACCAAGCCCGGCGACAAUGUGCAUCUGGCCUCAGCCCCGCCAACGCCGACUGCCCAGCGGAGAUUUCGGCUCGACCCCGUGUCAAGAAUAGGAGCGAAACGACACUUUGUCGAGGAGCAAGCAUCUGCGAAGAACGACAGUCCCUUGGUCGGUGGACAGGUGCAAUCGCCAGCCCCAGAGCCCACGCCCGACUCGACGCCGCGGCCACGCAAGCGACCAGGCGCCAGCAGCGCACUCCGCCAUACCUCGCAACCAGGUGUCCAGCGCACGCCGCAAGUCUCGGAGCCAACUGAGAAAGACGUGCGCAAACUGGAAGCCCUCUCCAAGGAAGUCGAGAAGACAGACAACCUCACGAUAGCCCUGCCGUCGCCCUCGAAACACAAGCCCAAAGCCCCCGCCAAACGCUUCGCAGAACGACAUCCCGAGAAGGCUGCUGCCCUCUCGGCGCACGACCACAACACCGCAGAUGGCGAUGCAAUGGACAUUGACAGCGAAUACGUCUACGACCACUAUGUCCGCGAGCCCGUGCUGCCCGAUGCCCCCGCGCCAACCGGCACCGUCGGCCUGCUCGUCAUCGGCGAGGAAGACGCAGACUGGUGGGACAACGACGAAGCCAGCGACCGCGAAUUCGACACGGACGACGAGGACGAAAACGCAGAGGACUACUACGCCAACGACUACCCCGAGGACGAAAUGAGCGACGACGACGAGUUUGACCGCAAUCUGUACAAGGCAAAGUAUCGCCAUGGGAGUGACGACGAGGAGUUUGAUGCUGCUGCGAGUGCAGACGACGAUGCGCUCGCCAGUGGAGAAGACGAGGAUGACUUGCAUUUCAAGAUGACGGUGCCCAAGGCGCAGAGAGGGUACUGGGGCUUGCAGGGGGAAAAGUAA